AUGGGCAAGCGAAGCCGGUCUUCAAGUUCUUCUUCAGAUAGCCACUCUUCUGAGGAGAAGAAGGACAAGAAAAAGUCCAAGAAAGACAAGAAAAAGGAAAAGGAUAAAAAGAAGAAGGACAAGAAGAAGAAAAAGGACAAGAAAAAAAAAGAGAAGGGCAAGGAGCAAGAGCUGUCCAAGGUCCCAAUGGUCCUGCCGCGAACAGGCGUCGCCGAGGAGCGCGAACGACUCCUGCGAAGCACUGCCAUACCUGUAGCGGUGCGCGGCCAGGGAACACACCAGAAGUGA
Molecule: messenger RNA, 288 nt
Organism: Symbiodinium pilosum
Lineage: Eukaryota; Dinophyceae; Suessiales; Symbiodiniaceae
Source: the annotation of a GenBank genome assembly